AUGACCGGGCCCACUGUCACGUGCUCGGCGUGCCACGCGCCCGUGCACAGCCACUGCGUGGCGAGGCGCAUGGGCUGCAUGGCGCGCACGAGCUGCGCCAACGAGAUGGACUUCGCCUUCGCGAACCAUCAGGCGCAGCAGAGGAUGGCGACGAGCUCCGCGGGCUUCGGGCGCUUCAUGAGCGCCGGCGGCCAGUGCGCGGGGCAGGCUAUCGGCGCGGUGGCCACCGGGGCCGCGGGAGGAGCGGCCAGGCUGGCGACAGGCAGCGCCUCGGGCGCCGUCUCGGCGACCCGGGGCACGCGCGAGGUGGCGGACGCGAUGGCCGAGUUUAGCCGGACGCGCGCGGAGAUGGAAGCUCUGAGGGAGGAGAACGCGAGGCUCCGAGGAGGGAGCGCAGCGCCAGCCCAAGGUGGGCACGCGACGCCUUCAUCGCCUGAGCGACUGGCGGAGGAGAUCGCCGAGGCCCAAGACGAGGGCAUCGAUGCCGUCUGCGGCGCGGAUUGGUCUCAGGCGGGGGGGCCUGCCGCGAGCGGUGCUGGAGACAGCGCCGCCGAGAUUCACGAGGUGAGGGCCGCGAGCGUGCCGGCCAACACGAGUGCCGAGCACGUCGAGGAGUUCUCCGUGAAGGACUCGGCGCAGCUGCUCAAGCCGACACCGCGCCUGCAGGACAUCCAAGAGGUGGUCAUCCUCAUGGUGGUGGUGUACCUGGAGGCGCUGGGCCGCCUGGAGGAGGCCUCGGGGGUUUUCCUGGAGGUGUCCCACAUGGCGGCGCUGGAUUCGGAGGACGUGGACUGGGCCACGCAGGCGGGCACCCCCAUGGAGUCGGCGGCGGUGGCUUCAGACUACCAGGUGGACCUGGUGGCGGAGGUGGGCGGGCCGAAGCGCGAUGCGUCGCUCGAGAGCACGCUCGCGAAGAUGAAGGCGGCCGACUUGCCGCAUUCGGCCUGGAAGGGCAGCCUGGCCGCCAAGCCGGGAAUACUAGAGCAUGGGAUCCAGAGGGCGUCGCUCGACCUCGGGGGGACGCACCACCUCGUCGAGCGCCACUGGUCGCAGGUGCCGGGCGUGGUGGUGGAGACGCACGAGACGUACUUGCGCCAUCGGCCCCUGGACCGCCCUGCGAUCAGGCCCAUGCAGCCUGCGCAGCUCCCCCUCAAUGAGGCCGACGCGGUGAAUUUCCACAGCGUGGAGUUGCGACUCCCGGGCCUGCUACUCGCCCCCAUGCCUGAGGACGUCAAGCAGGACCACGCUUUGCAGCAAGUGUCCAAGGGGAGGCACGUCGACGUGACGGCGACCUACGACGAGCUGCAACGCUGGAAAUUCAGCGCCAACCGCCUCGCCACUAUAGGCGUCGCGGCUCCCGACCCCAGCGUGCAACUGUCGCCCCUGAAGGCGAUCGCGCACAAGAUGUUGGAGUCCAACGAGGCCCAGGUUGACGAGCUCUGGCGUUAUCUCAGCGCGGAGGCGAGGGAGUUCGCGGACGCGGUGCCCCAGAAGGCGAAGGCGAAGGCGAAGGCCGAGAAGGGCAAGAACGGGAAGCUGCAGGACGUGAAGCUCUGCACCUUUCUCAGCACGCCGGGAGGCUGCAGCAAGGGCAAGCAGUGCACUUGGCACCACCCGAAGCUCAGCCCUUCCGUCCGCAACGAGCUGCUUGGCCUGAUGCAGAUGGGCGCCGGGGCGCCUGCUGGCCAGGCGGAUGCCGAGUUCUGGAACGCCAGCGAUCCGAGAGCAAAAAUGGUGACCAUCAAGGCCAAGAUGAUGAUCGCGAACGGGGAGCGGUACCUCCUGGCGGGCACGGGCGCCACGCACGAGCUGAGGGGCGCCAAGGACUUCGGCGACCUCGGCGACGACGCGCGGACGGCGCAGCCGGAGACGGCCACGGGCUCGCAUAAUGCGCGCAUGGUCGGCGACGCAGUUUUCGUAUUAGGUGAACACUUACAAAGAUUAUUCUCACUUGCGUCGUACGCGGAGACCACGGGGUUGGAGAUGGAGUGGAACCCUCGGCGGCGCGGCGCGCAUGUAGGAAACGAUUUCGUCGACCUCCACCGGGGGAACGGCAGCAUCUACAUCAGCGAGAAGACCGCGGAUAUUCUUCGAGCGGCUCGCCGAGCCCACCUUCGGGAAAAGUUCAGGGCCUCUACGGCAGCUUUGGCGAUAAGCCUCAGGACCGGGGACACGGGCAGGAUGGCGCAGCACUUCCUCUUAGGGACGUUCUCGGUGGCGACCGCGGCCGACAUGCAGAAGCGAGCUCAUCGUGAAGGAGAAGCUCGCGAGGCAGCCGGAGUGCCCGAUGAUGCGCCCGAGAUGGGCGCCAUAGGUGUUUCUGUUGAUGACGAUGUCGGACAACUGGCUGCUCGAGUCGCUGCCGCAUCUGAGGUGUCGGAGCUCGGUGAGCUGCGCCUCAGAAGCGACCGCCCGGGCCUGAUGGCGGCGAAACCUGCGCACGUGCCCGGCCAUCCCCAGGACGAGGAGGGGCCCGCGGAGGCCGAGGUCGCACCAGAGAUCGACGGGGCGGGCUCGGAGCAGGCGAAGACGCGGCACUUCGUGGCGCCCCUGGAGAACAAGCGCUUCGAGACGUGCAAGAAGGGUUUAGGAUGGAUUUUGGCAACGAUUCGGUCCGAGUUCGAGGGCGCGAACGCGGCGCGCCGCAUCCACGGCGACAGGGCGAGCGAGCUGGCCGGCACCAAGUCGAAGGAGCACUUUGCGAAGCAGGGCAUCUUGGUCACCAGCGCGCCGGGGCGCGAGCCGAACAACAACCCCCGCGCCGACAAGGGAAUCGGCCUCGUGAAGUUGAGGGCGAGGGCGAUGCUGCUGAGCUUCCCGGACCCCCGCGACAGGCAGGACCUCUGGCCCUUGGCGGUGCAGCACGCGGCCUGGUGCAGCAGGUCAGCUCUAGAGUGA
Messenger RNA from Prorocentrum cordatum, 2898 nucleotides. NCBI's taxonomy places the organism in Eukaryota, Dinophyceae, Prorocentrales, Prorocentraceae. The record is from the annotation of a GenBank genome assembly.